This is a messenger RNA of Boleophthalmus pectinirostris (great blue-spotted mudskipper), 643 nucleotides long. RefSeq names its product LBH regulator of WNT signaling pathway, like (gene lbhl). The transcript has 3 exons. Lineage: Eukaryota; Metazoa; Chordata; Actinopteri; Gobiiformes; Gobiidae. Gene Ontology annotation, biological process: positive regulation of DNA-templated transcription. The coding region runs from base 167 to 610 and encodes 147 amino acids. The record is from RefSeq and is a predicted model, not a curated record. Gene Ontology annotation, cellular component: nucleus.
UGGAGAAAUCUAUGGCCAAUCAAAAGACAGAUUAAAAUAGAUGCUGUACUGACAGAUUUCAUGGAUUACCAUUUGGCUUUUUGUGAGAGUAAAAUCUCAUCCUAAAACGUAUUUAUAAUUUUAUAAAGAAGCACCAUAACUCCACACUGACUGUGUGUGCAGGCAGAUGGAGGGCAUGACUGGGCAUGGCCUAAAUGCUGACGACAUCCAUGGCAAAGACCAAAGAAUACCAUUUCAGAUCUUCCCUGAGCCAGUGGAGGUGGUCUUGACCCCUCAGCACUCUGUGAAUCAUGCGGAGCAGAGCCUGGAGCAAGAGAAGGAGCGGCUGCCCUCCAUUGUGGUGGAGCCCACUGAAGUGAGUGAGGUGGAGAGUGGGGAGCUGCGAUGGCCUCCCGAAAACAUUGACAUGGAUGAUGAUGAGGAGGACCUUUUCCUGGAGCAGUGCAUUCCUCCGGCAAAUAUUGCAGACUGGGGAGAGGAUGAAGAGGAGGAAGAGACCUCUGUCAUAUUCAACCCACAACCUGGACUUACUCUUAUUGAUCUUCAGUCAGAUGCAUUUCGAGAUGACACACCCACACUCCCACCGAGUAACGCAUCAGUACUCAAAUGAGUGACUCUUUCACAAAACACCACAGCCCUCAAG